This is a messenger RNA of Knipowitschia caucasica, 957 nucleotides long. NCBI's taxonomy places the organism in Eukaryota, Metazoa, Chordata, Actinopteri, Gobiiformes, Gobiidae. The record is from the annotation of a GenBank genome assembly.
AUGAAGUCAAAAAAAGGCCUGAUGAUGUUGUCAGGGAGUGAGACAGAUGAUGAAGACAGCGUAGAUGCUCCUCUGGAUCUGUCAUCCAGUGGCAGCGGCGGCAAAAGGAAACGCAGGGGCAAUCUACCCAAGGAGUCUGUGCAGAUCCUCCGAGACUGGCUUUAUGAGCACCGCUACAACGCCUACCCCUCGGAGCAGGAGAAAGCCCUCCUGUCCAAGCAGACGCAGCUGUCCACUCUGCAGGUGUGUAACUGGUUCAUUAACGCACGGCGGCGACUUCUUCCCGAGAUGUUGCGGAAAGAUGGAAAAGACCCCAACCAAUUCACAAUAUCCAGAAAAGGGAGCAAAGGAGGAGAUGGAUUUUCUGACAAUUCCCAGUCUCCAAAACACAGCAGUCCAGCGGUCAGUCCUGAGGAGAGCUUUGACAAGAGAGCACUGCACCCCUCCAACUUUGAACUGGCUGUGCCGAGUGUCCUGAGGAAGGCCAUGUCACCAGCGUCGCCCUCUCCCACCUCCACGCCGCCCUCACCAGUGCUCCUGCCCAUGCGGCCCUCUGUCAUCUGUCACACCACUGUCACAAGCGCGCUCCAGCCCAGCCCCACGGCCUCCAGCCCCACGGCCUCCAGCCCCACGGCCUCCAGCCCCACGGCCUCCAGCGCCUCCAGUCCUGUCCCUGUGGCUCUUAUGAACUGUGAGCGCGCUGCGGAGCUGCUGCAGUCGGUACAAGCCCAGGCACUGCUCCGGUUCCGUGACGACGUGCCCAUCCCAGCAGCCACCACCAUCGUCAGUAGCACCAGCAUGGAGGGCAACCUGAGCCCCCGCAGCGGGCUGUUCAACACCCCUCCCCCCACACCCCCAGACCUCACACAGGACUUUAGCGGCUUCCAGCUCCUGGUGGAUGUGGCUCUCAAACGGGCGGCAGAGAUGGAGCUGCAGGCUAAACAGCUGGUUUCUUAA